Molecule: messenger RNA, 5143 nt
Organism: Chrysemys picta bellii (western painted turtle)
Lineage: Eukaryota; Metazoa; Chordata; Testudines; Emydidae
Gene: ITFG2
Product: integrin alpha FG-GAP repeat containing 2
Biological process (GO): regulation of TOR signaling
Cellular component (GO): KICSTOR complex
Molecular function (GO): protein binding
Source: RefSeq, a predicted model, not a curated record
CCUGUGCGCAUUUGAGCCCGUAGAGCCUCCGUAGCACCCCCAGUGUCAUAGAGAGCCGGGGCGCCCGAGAGCGAGAGACCAUCUCUAUGGUCGCCGGGGAGAUGCGGUCGGUCAGUUAUGUGCAGCGGGUGGCGCUCGAGUUCAGCGGGAGCCUCUUCCCCCACGCCAUCUGCCUGGGAGACGCCGAUAACGAUACGCUGAACGAGUUAGUGGUGGGGGACACCAACGGGAAACUCUGCGUGUACAAGAAUGACGAUAGCAAGCCCUGGACCGUGCGCUCCUGCCAAGGAAUGCUCACCUGCGUUGGUGUUGGGGACGUGUGCAAUAGAGGAAAGAAUCUGGUUGUUGCCGUGAGUGCCGAGGGCUGGUUUCAUCUCUUUGACCUGACUCCUCCACCCUCAAAGCAUCCAGAUGCCUCCGGCCACCACGAACCCCCACUGGCAGAUGAGCAGAAGCUGGUGUUCAAGCAGCACAUUCCCGCCAACACCAAGGUCAUGCUGAUCAACGACAUUGAUGGAGAUGGGAAGUUCGAGCUGGUGGUGGGUUACACGGACCGUGUGGUGCGAGCCUUCCGCUGGGAGGACCUGUCUGAGAGCUCCGACCACAUCUCCGGCCAGCUGGUGCUGCUGAAGAAGUGGCUGCUGGAGGGGCAGGUGGACAGCCUCUCUGUGAACCCAGGCCCUGAUGGUGUCCCCGAGAUGAUGGUGUCCCAGCCAGGCUGUGGCUAUGCUAUCCUGCUCUGCACCUGGAAGCCGGACCAGCAGCCCCUAGCAGAGAGUGGAGACAGCUCAGCAACCAGCAGGGAGGCCCCCGUUCGGGAUGUUAUCCUUCACCAGACAUCUGGCAGGAUUCAUAACAAAAACGUUUCCACUCAUCUAAUUGGCAGCAUUGGCCGAGGUUGCACUAAAGCGGAUGCUGGCUCGGGCCUCUUUGCCCUCUGCACUCUGGACGGAACAUUGAAGCUCAUGGAGGGGGCGGAUAAGCUGCUGUGGUCCGUGCAGGUUGAUCACCAGCUCUUUGCUCUGGAAAAAUUGGAUGUUACUGGCAAUGGGCAUGAAGAGGUGAUUGCCUGCGCCUGGGAUGGCCAGACGUACAUCAUCGACCACAAUCGGACUGUGGCCAGAUUCCAAGUGGACGAGAACGUCAGCGCGUUCUGUGCUGGCCUCUAUGCAUGCAAAGGAGGCCACAACAGCCCCUGCCUGGUUUACGUCAGUUUCAACCAGAAGAUCUACAUCUACUGGGAUGUGCAGCUGGAGAGAAUGGAAUCCACCAACCUGCUGAAGAUACUAGAGAUCAACCCAGAAUACAGGGACCUUCUGCAGCAGCUGGGCGUGGAUGGAGAUGAUGUCUCGGCUGUCAAAGAUCUGAUUCACAAGACCCUGUACUUCCCAGAAAAGCAGCCACAGAACAGCCCUUGCCAACAUCGGGGCCCUGCUGGAGCAGACUCCUCCAGUCACCCCACCGUUGCCCAAGACUCGUGAGACGUAGUCAAUAGGGUGUGGAAGUCCAAUGGUUGAAGUUGAUGGUGUCUCUGUGUUGAAUUGCCAGGGACCAGGAGGAGAGCUGAUGGCAGGUGUAGGCCUGGAGUUCAUGUGGUAUCUAAGUUGAAUCCCUGGAGCUCAGAGUGAAGAAGCAGAGUUGAUGGGUGUGUAAAUCUGGUGACGGGAGCUCAUGGCUGGCAGGGGUGUCAGCCCAGUUACUACGAUUAACAGGGGGAGAGACUAGCACUUGAGCUCAUACAAUACAGAGUCUAGUAGCUAAGGCUGGCUGGCCAGGCCUGGCGCCUAUGUAUGCUCAACGCUCCCAGGGUGUUUCAGCUCAGCAUUUCCUAGAAGUCUUCCUGCUUUGAAUGAAAACUCUCAAAAUGCAGUGACUGCAAUUUAAGCUGCUUCCAGUAAAAUCCUUCCAGUCUGCUCUGAGCCAGUGCAGGGUAAUGAAAUCCAGCUCUCCAGAGGACAGGGAGGAUUGGCCACAGGGCCCUUCCCAUGCAGCAUGGGAAAGAGGGGCCCCUCCUGUCCAGGUAGAUCUGCAGCCAAAAGGGAAGGGAAACUUUUAAAACAAUCUUCAGAGGCUUUAGAAGAAGCCACCAUCUCUCUGCAGGCAGAACCCCUGGAGACUGCUCGCAGUGACACUUCCUAUGUUAUCAAUACAUGGCAGUAUAAAAAGAAGUCACUAAAAGGGCAGAAGCAGAGACCAGAGAGAGAACGGGGACACAGAGAGAAAUGAGAACAAAUAUCCACUCAGCACAUGGGGACAAGCAGGAGGGUCCAUUGCAGGGAGGAAGAACUCUCCAUACAAGAGGCCAGCUUGCAUCAACAGCGGGACAGCACCUGGCUCCCGUUUACCUCCUCACUCCCCCAUGGAAGCCUCAGCGCAGGACUCAGCAAGGGCCAGGUGUGUCAGCCCCAGCUGCAGCUUUCCCUGGUAAGCCAUAGAGUCUCCUCCCUGUGGACAUGGGGAGCCGGCCCAUCACUGCCCAUGCUCGUCAGAGGCAUGUAAGAAAGGCAGCUCUUCACUCAGGGCUUUCAGCCGCAGGACUCCUUCCUCCAAGUCGAUGCAGCACUAAUGGGAGCAGACGAGAACUGGUUAUCCAUAGUACGUAUCAGUCACAAGGCAUCAGCAGAGUACGUGGGCUGUAUGGUGUUAUUACCACAGAGAAGCAGGAGCCCAUCUAAUAAUCAACACCCCCUUCUUCCCUCCCUCUCGCCAAGCCAGAUUUUGGAGAGCACCCUCCCAUCAAAUUCACAGCUGCUCUUCCUAAAGAAGCUCCCUACCCUCGGCCUUCUUUUCCUUCCAUCCCCCAACACACCUGCACCUCUUCUUCUGAAUACACCUCCAUUGCUCCUUCCCAUCCCUCACCCCCGCUCCCUCCCGCUCCCCAGCAAGGCCCUGCUCAGGUGACCGUCUCUCACCUUGUUCAGCACAGCCGCCUUAUUCACACAUUGCAUACAUGGCCCUUCUUAGGGAGGCCAAGGACAUCAUGCCCCCCUCCAUCACUUUCCAUUGGUUUUGAAUCCAACUCCAACCUGGCCACCUAGCUUCCAAAUCAUCCUCUGCUCUUAGCCCCCUGCCUUCAUUCCCUCUACUCCACCACAGGGUUCCUCUCUCAUCUUAUGGCCACCGGGUUACACUGACAGUUUUACCUCUGUCUACUCCACCCUGUGCACCUGGUUCUGUCUCUUCCCCUCCCUCCAGUUCACGGAGCCAUUCAGCUCUCAGCCUAACACCAUCCCACACAUUGAGUGACACUCAGUGCCCUUCCCCAUUGCUUUCCCUUCCCCCAUUGCGCCCUGCUUCCAUCCUCCACUUUCCCACUCACUUUCUACACUCCCAUUCCUGCCUCUUCCCAGCCCAUCUUCUCCCCCCAUUGGAAUGGUCACCCCCAUUUACCUGCCUCCUCUAUCUUUGCUGCCUCCUCCUUGCCAAUCUACAAGGCCUUCUCAGGCCUUAGCAUGGUUAUCAUUUGGGCUUCUUCCUGCUUCCCCUCACUCCUGGCUUCUCCUUCUGUAGUUCUCUCUGUUCUGCCUGCAGGACAGGGGCUCUCCCAGCCCAGAAAGCAUUCCUUCUCCUAUGGAGCAUUUCUCUGAUGUUUUCAGUAAGGAAGGCUGUGUAUGUAGGUGUUUAAUGGUUCAUGCUGGAGAGAGUCGCCAGCAAAUCGAGACAGGGGGCUUUCUUUUCAAGCUGUGUUAGGAUCUAAAUCACAGGCUGCGAUUCUGGGUCAUUUAGUGAUCAGCAUCCACCAGAAGGGAACGGCAGGCAUAGAUGCUCUCUGCUCCUGGGUUCUGGGCCCUACUCUGGGGGAAGGCAAAACCCUUGAGAGAGAUUUCCCAGCUGAGUCCCCCUCCACAGAACAAUUCCAAGUCUAAGCACUCCGUGCAUGGAUAGGCCCAUCCUCCUGCAUGAUGGAGACUGGAAGGGAUUCUUCAAGCUCCAGCAAAGAUGCUCUCAGGAAGGGGUUACUUUUGAGAGAUGAAAUCUCUUCCCACCAUGUCCCCUAGCAGAGCGUUUCCCCGGCUCCCAGGAAAGAGACAUCAGGAGAGGGAGAAACUGUAGAUCCCUGCCAUGGGGCUGCACAGGGCUCUAGCCACUACCUGAUCCAAUAAGGUUUUAAAAUGACAGGAAAGGGGUUCAAUACUCAUGCCAGCUAAGAGCAUGCUGCAGUCAGAGAUCAGGAAGCAGGGUGGCCAACACCCUGGCAAGUUUGGCCAUCAGUAUCGCAUGCUUCCUGCAGCCCCAGCUUGGGGUCUCAUUGAGACGUGCCACCACACCUACAUUAUGUUCAGAUGCGAUGAGAGGAAACCCAUUCCUUACCUUGAGAGACAGCAGAGUCUGGAGGCCGAAACAGAACUCCAGCAUUUCAUCAUCUGGGGAAACAGAGAGGAAGUGGGUCAGGCUCAGGCAUAGGUGUUUUCUGACAGUCUCCCUUACGCAGCACCUGAGUGACUGCCUUAUACCCAUGGCUGGAACUUGCUAUAAGUUAUCAAACCUCUGGCACGUAUGGGGUCAGCAUGCUAGGCACAGCAGAGUGUGGCCACUCCAUCUUCCCAGACGCCUGAACGUCAUCCUUUCCACAGCUGCAGCCUGCAGGGGUUAAGUGCCACUCUACCUGUCUAUGCUCCUAUAGACAACCAGCCAUCAGAGAGGCCAGAGGAGCAGUCCGACUCUCCCGCGCAGAGAAGAGACAGAACCAAGGGUGAGGAGAACCAGAGAGGAGAAGAGGACGAGAAUAAAGUGAGCUGGGGUCAGGAGAGGGAGAGAAACCAGAAAAGAUGGAGGAAUGGGAGGAAUGGCAGGAGUACAGUGAGGAGGGCAAGAGACAACAGAGGAGCAUGAAGAGGAAGGGCACUGGGAGUAAAUCAGCAGGCUGAGGAGAACGGGACAGAGAGAGGCAAUGGGAGAAAUCAGGGAUGGAUGAGAAGACAAAUAAAAUGGGGGAGAAGGGACAGAAAGAAGAAUCAAUCUCUUAUUUUUGUUGUAUGCAGAGAUUCACAUGCCUGGAAAAAAUGCAACCUCCCUGCCACCCCCUCCAAUGCCUAUUAAAUGGGCUUCAUUCCCCACGGCCCCUCCCAACAAGAUUCUGCCUCUGGACACUGGCGGGGACUCCCAGACUGCUCUACAAUACAUUUCUGCAGCCGAGGACAAU